CAUACCUCAGAAAAGGCUAUAAAAUGGAUGGAAGAAAAUAAUGUACCAUUUUUGAGAUGGGUUUCUAGCAGGCCAGAUCUGUCACCUAUUGAAACUUUGUGGCACGAGAUGAAAAAGGUUCUACGACAACAUCCUGCUCGUACAGUCACCGAAGUGAGACAAAAGCUUCAAGAAAUAUGGGAUUGUUUUACACCAAAUUUUUGCCAAAACUUGGUUAACACUAUCCCAAAAGAAUUUCAGCCGUAAUAAAAAAUAAUG
This is a messenger RNA of Acanthoscelides obtectus, 258 nucleotides long. The record is from the annotation of a GenBank genome assembly. Lineage: Eukaryota; Metazoa; Arthropoda; Insecta; Coleoptera; Chrysomelidae.